AUGGCAAUUCAUACAGAUGAGAUCAAGGAAACCUCUCCCUACCCAGACGACCCCAAAGCCGUCGAGACACAAGAAGGCGAAGUCGACGACAAAUUCGAAGUCUUCAAACGGGGCGAGGGCCAAGUCGAUUUUCGAACUGUCAGUUGGAUUCGGGCUUCAAUUAUCUUUCUGAAGAUCAUCUUCGCAACCGGCGUCCUCUCCAUCCCAUCAUUGAUGUAUGAGCUAGGGGCAUUCCCUGGCGCCGUUUCCGUGAUAGCUUGGACUGUACUCAAUGCCUAUUGCGCUAUUGUGCAGGGUAACUUCCGCAAUGCCUACCCGGGCUGCCAUUCCAUCGUGGACAUGGCCCAGGUGGUCGGUGGACCGAUCGUGAGGGAGCUUGUUGGCUUCUUGUUCACGGUUAGUUAUAUUAUUGUCGCGGCAUCGGGUGUCAUUGGCGUAUCGACCGCAUUCAAUGCCCUGUCACGGCAUUCCAUCUGUACCGUUUGGUUCUCGUUCAUCGCGAUGAUUAUCAUUACCAUGUGUGCUAGUGUGCGCAAAUUCUCGCAUAUUGGCUGGCUCACCUGGGUUGGAUUUGGCAGUGUCUAUGUUGCCGUUUUUAUCAUUGUUAUCGGCGUAACAACACGAGACCGACCAGCAGCAGCGCCCCAAACAGGUGACUUCGACCUCGGCUACCGAGUCAUCGGUGACCCCAACUUCACAACCGGCAUCACAGCCUCGGCAACGAUCUUCGUCUCCAGUGCAGCCACAUCCGCCUUCCUCCCGGUCAUUUCGGAGAUGCGCAGGCCAAAGGAUUACCCCAAAGCAGUCUACCUAAGCAUGAGCCUGGUGACAGCCUCUUACCUGACUUUCAGCCUGGUAAUCUACGCCUGGUGCGGCAAGUGGAUCGCCUCCCCAUCACUUGGUAGCGCCGGCGAAACCGUCAAGCGGGUCGCCUACGGCAUCGCCCUCCCGGGCCUGAUUGUCAGCGGCUGUCUCUACGUACACGUCGCAGCCAAGUACCUCUUCGUGCGAAUCCUGCGCAACUCGCGUCAUCUGCAAGCGAACACGGCCGUGCAUUGGUGCACUUGGCUGUCGUGUACGAUUGGUAUGUCGGCUAUUUCGUUUGUUUUGGCGUGCGCUAUCCCCAUCUUCAACUAUGUGUUGGCAUUGGUGGGCAGUUUGUGCUUCGCGCCUUUGGCGAUUAGUCUGCCCGGGUGGUUGUGGUUGUAUAGUCAUCGCGAUUAUUGGAAGGGGAAUGCGCUGAGGGUCAUGUUGUAUGCUUUCCAUGUCUUUCUCGUGCUAUUAGGGCUGUUUUUGGCCGUUGGAGGCACUUACGGGGUUGUGGUGCAGAUUAAGGAGGCUUACGCUGAUGGACAGAUUGAAUCUGCCUUUUCUUGCGCUGAUAAUAGUUGA
Molecule: messenger RNA, 1392 nt
Organism: Penicillium roqueforti
Lineage: Eukaryota; Fungi; Ascomycota; Eurotiomycetes; Eurotiales; Aspergillaceae
Product: putative neutral amino acid permease
Exons: 3
Coding region: 1-1392 (463 amino acids)
Biological process (GO): amino acid transmembrane transport
Cellular component (GO): vacuolar membrane
Molecular function (GO): amino acid transmembrane transporter activity
Source: RefSeq, a predicted model, not a curated record